This is a messenger RNA of Pocillopora damicornis (cauliflower coral), 1477 nucleotides long. RefSeq lists its product as uncharacterized. Lineage: Eukaryota; Metazoa; Cnidaria; Anthozoa; Scleractinia; Pocilloporidae. The record is from RefSeq and is a predicted model, not a curated record.
ACUCAAGUCAAAUAUUUUCCCGCACAGCCCUCCCAAUCGGUCAAUAAGAACAUAUCAUUUUUUCGCUUAGACUAACCUUCUACAUUUGCGCCCGUGAGCGUGCACUUAAACUAUUGUAAAGCUAAUUGUCAUUUAAAAUAUUGUCACUUUAUUUGAAAUGUUAUCCCAGUUUUAACGUAACGAGUAACUGUAAAAACAAAGUCAACGGAUAUAACUGAUAAUGGCAUGAGUCAUGCCAGACAUGUCUUAAAGAAGUCUUAUCGUGAGUUUGAAGUUUAAUUUGAUUCCAUUAAUGUCACAAAGCUUCGGAAGUAAAAAGAACAUUAUUUUCUUGACGUAUUUGCGAAUAUUAGCCACUGCGACUUCCUCAUUAUAAAACAAAUCAUCAAUAAUGUUAUGGAAGAGGUCGUAACGCAACUGUAGGAUACAAGCGAAUCAUGUGAGGUCACGUUUGUCAACAUUGCAAACUGGUUCCGCGCUGAGCUUUGGGAAGUUUAUCCGCUACACGAGAAGGCUUUCAUUUUUCAACGCAAGCCUGAUCAAUAACUCUUUGUGAUCAAUAGAUCUCAGACGCAGACUGAAAAUUACCACAGGAAAAAUGUCAUACGCAGCAUACGUAGAGGGAGAAGAAGAAAAUGAUUGUUUAUGGUCUUGCCACGACGUGGUGGUAGUUUGAAAGGCAGGCUUUUCGUCGUUGACACGAUUCACAUCUCGUGCAAAUCAGAUCCAUACCGAGGAGGUUGUUUCAUGUACGGAGGAAUCAUAAUCUACGGCCGCGAAGGAGAAGGAGAUUGGUACACGGCAAAUGGAACACACGGCAAAAGUGGAUAUGUUGUUAUCGUGCAAACUGACACCGAAGAAUUUAAAGAGCUACAGAAAAAAUGGCCGAACGAACCGGGAAAAGUCCACGGCAUCAUAUACAGAAGAGCUUUCGGGGAAUCAUGCAAAAAGGUGAACGUGGUCGGUGAAGGCUUUGGAAUCAUGAAUGGUGCGUUUAAGACCAUUUCAGGCGCUUUCAAUCCUACUCACGGCGACGAUUAUCAUGAUGACAGCUGGGAAAUGCAUCCACAUUCAACAAAGUGCGUGAGAAAAGUGUUCGAAUGGUGGAAGAAAGCUGGAUAUAACUUCCUCGAAUGCCAGAAUCAUUCGGUUAAAAGUCUCUUGUCUUCUGACAAUGACUAAAACUAUACAGCUGGCACGGAAAUUGUCUGAGUUUAAUUCACAAGCUUUGAUCGCAUGAGACACGGACUAUUCGUAUAGUUAUGUUGCUAUUUUGUAUGACACGAUGCGUCUCAAGAUCUUCAGUUACUUCCUCAUAUUGUAUGGACAAGAAGACAUGCUAUUCAAGAAACACAAAUUUGAAAAACAAAGUGUAAAGAGAACUUUAAAUAAUUAUGAAAUGAUAGGACCAAAGUUACUCCUACAUGUUCAAAACAUGCUCUUUAAUUUUCUUUAACAAUAAAAGAAACAAACCGGA